Penicillium paradoxum is the source of this 963-nucleotide messenger RNA. RefSeq lists its product as uncharacterized. The transcript has 8 exons. The record is from RefSeq and is a predicted model, not a curated record. Bases 1 to 963 code for a protein of 320 amino acids. NCBI's taxonomy places the organism in Eukaryota, Fungi, Ascomycota, Eurotiomycetes, Eurotiales, Aspergillaceae.
AUGACUACCACAGAGACCGAUUUAGGUCUUUCAUCCGAUGGGCGGUAUCUGCAAUCGCUCAUAUAUGGUCUGAUUAUCAGCACAGCCAUUCUAUCUUUGAUCGUCUGCAGUUUGAGGCUUUACACAAGAGCGUUCAUCGUGAAUGUGUUUGGGUUAGAUGAUAUCGCUGUCUGCGUCGCCUUGAUUAUUACACAGGUUUUUAAUGGAAUAGCAAUUGCGGUUGUCUAUCAUGGAGAAGGGCGACACUUCGCAAAGGUGUCUUCCGAAGAUCGGGCAAUCUGGCUCAAGCUAUAUUAUGUGGCAAUGUGCAUGUAUCUCUAUGUUUCAUUUGCUAUUCUCGAUAUCCGGCUCUUUGUUUUGGCUUUCCAAUGCGAUCCUCCAAGGGCUGCUUAUGACCUUACCAUUACGAAUGGGACAUGUUAUUCCCAGUUUAAGAUAUUUCAGAUCACAUUGUAUCAAGCGGUUCUUAUUUUCGUCUCAGAUGUAAUCAUCUUGGUUGCGCCAAUGGUGAUUCUAUGCGGAUUGAAUAUGCCUACGAGGAAAAUAAUUGCCUUGAUGGCGAUCUUUGGAUCAGGUAUAAUUGCUUGUAUCUCCCCCGUCGUCCGCUUUAGCACUUUGGGUUAUCUGCGCGAGGGCACCGAAGACCUUACCUAUGACUCAGCAUCAUCCCUCUACUGGAUGGUGAUUGAGUUCAACCUAGGCCUCGUCGCCGGCUCCCUCUCCUCUCUACGCCCAUUGCCGUUCUUCCGUCGAUUCGGAUCAACUACAAACUCACGCUAUAAAGUAUCAGCCGGAGAUACACCACAUGAGCUUCGCAAUGUAUCUGGAAAUGAGGCCAGGAGUGGCAAGAAAAAGAGUCUCAGCAUGGGAAUGGGCACGACAAUAAUGCAGGAUAGCGCCAACGAGAGCCAAGAGCGGAUUAUCCAUAUGGCGAAGUCAGACUAUGGCCGGCCUCAUAUCUAA